Messenger RNA from Amyelois transitella, 644 nucleotides. RefSeq lists its product as uncharacterized. NCBI's taxonomy places the organism in Eukaryota, Metazoa, Arthropoda, Insecta, Lepidoptera, Pyralidae. The record is from RefSeq and is a predicted model, not a curated record. The transcript has a single exon. The coding region runs from base 69 to 371 and encodes 100 amino acids.
GUCUCCCCUCACUCCUCGCUGAGCGCUCGCAGCGAACGCACGCCAAGGAAAACUCUGAAAAAUUUACAAUGGUUGUGAAACUAGAAAAUGUUGCCGCGUUGUACGCCGACGUUUAUCCCGCCAUCUCUAAAACUCGUGGCCGGGAAGAGUGCAUCACAAUGGACUGCCCGAGGCGCCAGAAGAUGCGGGGUGCUUCGUUGCCGGCCCUGGUAGAAGAUGACUCCGAGGUUGAGGCUUACGAGGCUGAACCUAAGUCUUUCAUCCUGCAUGGAGAAGGGCUGAGAAGACAGAAGUCUCUAUCACCGCAGCGCAGAGAGAGAAUGCGACGGCACUUGGCUCUGCCAUCGCUGUCUGAAGAUGAAGAGCCUUGAUCACCUCGCCGAUGUAUUUGGAACGAAGAUUUGAAGCUCUGCACGGCCAGGCCAGGUCAUGACAUGGCUCCAACCCAGGGCCAGGGACUCGCCAUCUGCUCGGAACCAGUGGACUGUGAUUGUGAUUCACCGAUGUGAUUUGGACGCAAAUGUGUCGAACGUUAGUGAUGUUGAACCAAAAGCUGCAAUACCAAAGCAUUUGAUACCAAUUUAGGUGAUAAGAUUAAUUAAGGAAUAAUGUUUAACUGAGAAUAAAUGUGGUUUUAAAACAAA